AUGCAGGGCAUCGGUGAGAGCGGAAGCACUUUCAACAAUUCUCAAGGCUUUAACUCUCAACAUAGAGCAAAAAUUUGUAGAACUGAAGUAAGCAUUACUUCCUUUUCAGGAUGUGUUGACUGCACUUUCCCAGGAGGACUAAAACCUAAGCUUAAAACCUUGGAGAUUCUUGGUUGCUUGACUGUUGUUACAUUUUUCGGUGCAAGCAACUCGGAUGAGACUGAAUCAGUAAUGAAGCUACUUUGGGACUUAAUUAAUCCUGGAACUGACUCUAGUAUUGAAAGGAAAGAUUCACCAGCCGUUUUAACUGCCAUGAUAUCCGCUUGGUCCUUUCUUCUUUCUACCAUUGAUGGGUGGAGGCUAAGUCACAAAAAUUGGCAAGGGGCAAUUACAUAUUUCUCCAACAUAAUAGACAGUGACGAUGAAGAACUAUGUGCAGCAGCAUGUGAGGCUCUUGCUUUAGUAUUUGAAUCCAACUGUUUGGAGAAAUUCUCAAGUGCAACCAAGGAUUCAAACAAAGAACUUAAGGACAACAUUAUAAAGCAACUCAGAAGCCGGUUGUCAGAAACAGGCAAUGAAAGAAUUUCUAGUCAAGAUCCAAGAACAGGGUUCAAUUCUGCUUCGGCUGCUUUAGAUUUCCUAGAGGAUAGGAAAUGUGCAAAUACUCAUGUGACAAUUGGUGGGCAGAAACUCAUUUUAUCAACAUGGUCUCAAAAAGUACAGCUAAAGUUUUUGAAGCAUUUUCUAAGAAAUGAUGGAUUCGUGAAGCAUAUGAUGGAAAAUGAAAACUUCCAUAAUGUUUUCGACUUCCAUCCGAAAAGAAGGAAUGAUUGGGGCAAUGUACUAUAUGUGCCCGAAAGAGAAGAGGUUACUAUUUUGCUUUUCCGACCUAUGGUUGCUAGACACAAUGAUUGCUCUCUGCUACCAUCCCUAACCAGAGACAAGCAGUUAGCAAAGAAGAAGACCAUGUCUCCCAAUUCCCACUUGAGCAAGGCAAGGACUCAAUUACUUAAAAAACAGCGAGACUUAUCAUUAAAGGAGAGAGAGUUUGAUUGCUUUGACUACUGAUGAGUUGAGGUUAUGUUGAUGCAAUUUAUUCUUGCAGGCUGCAGCAUUUUUUAAAUUAUAGCUUUGAUUAGAGGAUGAUCAUUGCGAUACUUGUUUAGGAGGCAUUCACUAGUUAUUUUUUCUUUAUUUUUUUUUAUUUAUUCUUUCAUUCUUGAUAUGAAUGGCAAGUAAGAUUUUUGUAUUUGUUUGCAUAUCUGCCAUAAUAAAGUUUGAUUUUAUAUUUUUU
Molecule: messenger RNA, 1294 nt
Organism: Gossypium arboreum
Lineage: Eukaryota; Viridiplantae; Streptophyta; Magnoliopsida; Malvales; Malvaceae
Exons: 11
Coding region: 1-1068 (355 amino acids)
Source: RefSeq, a predicted model, not a curated record